Molecule: messenger RNA, 648 nt
Organism: Adineta steineri
Lineage: Eukaryota; Metazoa; Rotifera; Eurotatoria; Adinetida; Adinetidae
Source: the annotation of a GenBank genome assembly
AUGUUAAUCGUUCAUCAUCUUGGUAUUUCACAAUCGGAACGAAUUGUUUGGUUAUGUGAAGAACUUGAAAUUCCCUAUCAACUUGUUCGUUAUGAUCGUGAUCCGGAAACACGUCUUGCACCAGCAGAAUACAAAGCACUGCAUCCAUUUGGAACAGCUCCUGUUAUUGUCGAUGGAGAUGUUUUAUUAGCAGAAUCCGGUGCUAUUGUUGAUUAUAUUAUUGCCAAAUAUGGUAAUAAUCGUUUCACAUUAAAAGCUGAUCAUCCAAAUUUUGCUGACUAUCUAUUCUGGUAUCAUUUUGCAAAUGGUUCAAUGGUGCCAGCUAUGCUUGUCGAUUUAGUUGCUAACUUACUAGCGAAAGAUAUGCAAAGUGAAAAUCCUGUAGUCAAUACAUUGCGACAACGUACUAUUCGAUCAAUGGAUCUAGCAGAAAAGCAUUUAAGCACAAAUGAAUAUUUUGCGGGAAGUGAAUUUACUUCUGCAGACAUUAUGAUGGUUUUUCCAUUAACAACUAUGCGUGCCUUUUCAAAACUCGAUUUAGGUUCCUACCCUAAUAUACGUGCUUAUUUAAAACGAAUUGGUGCACGUUCUGGUUAUCAACGUGCUAUGAAAAAGGGAGAUCCAGAUUUUACACCACUAUUGGAUUAA